AUGUCUUCCUCAGUCAGACCUGGAGGCCCAGAAGCCAAGGUCGUAUCAUUUGGUACUCCAGCAAAUUCUGCAUCUGCCAGAAAUGGCGGUCCCCCGAAAACAACCUCCCAAAGCGAGAAAGAAGUCAUAGAAUCAGUCACGCCCACGGCAGCUCUGGCAGUUGCUCCAGAAGUCACCGCAGAGUUCAUAUUACACGACAAGGAAGCGCUUACCCCUGACCCUGGAACAGAAAAGCUGUUCGAAGUAGAAGAUAAUCCAUUUGCGUUCAGUCCCGGCCAGCUAUCGAAGCUUCUCAACCCGAAGAGUCUCAGUGCGUUUUAUGCGCUUGGUGGAAUUGCAGGAUUGGAGAAGGGAUUGCGAACAAAUGUGAACAGUGGUUUGAGCUUAGAUGAGACGGAAUUGGAUGGAGAAGUCUCCUUUGAACAGGCUACUGCGGGAACAUCUAAGGAAGACGUCAAUGGAAAGUCUAAUGGAGCUGUACGGGUUGGGACUGGCGCUGCUACUGCACCGCAUGGAAACGCGGACGAGCAGUAUGAAGACCGCAAACGUGUUUUCGCUGAUAACCGUCUCCCGGAGAAGAAGAGCAAGACUCUGUUACAGCUAGCAUGGAUCGCUUACAACGACAAAGUCCUGAUUCUCUUGUCAAUCGCUGCAGUAGUAUCCCUUUCUCUAGGUCUAUACCAGACUUUCGGACAGAAGCACAAACCUGGUGAGGCAAAGGUCGAGUGGGUUGAAGGUGUUGCGAUUAUGGCUGCGAUUCUCAUUGUGGUUGUUGUUGGCACGAUCAAUGACUGGCAGAAGGAGCGUCAAUUCGUCAAACUGAACAAGAAGAAGGAAGAUCGCUCGGUCAAAGUCAUUCGGUCCGGAAAGUCAAUGGAGAUCUCUGUGUACGAUGUAUUGGUCGGCGAUGUCAUGCAUCUCGAGCCUGGAGAUAUGGUUCCUGUUGAUGGGAUCUUGAUUGAAGGCCAUUCCAUCAAAUGCGAUGAGUCGUCCGCUACGGGCGAGUCAGAUCUCCUGAAGAAGCAGUCUGGUGCGGAAGUUUUGAAAACCAUCCAGGCAGGAGGAAGUCUCAAGAAGCUGGAUCCUUUUAUUCUGUCUGGAAGUAAGAUGGCAGAGGGGACCGGAAAGUUCAUGGUCACAGGUGUUGGAGUCAACUCGACCUUCGGCAAAACUAUGAUGUCUCUCAGACAGGAAACGGACGCGACGCCGCUUCAACAGAAGCUCAAUAUCCUUGCUGAAUAUAUCGCUAAACUUGGUGGUGGGGCUGCGUUGGUGUUGUUCGUGGUGUUGUUUAUCAAGUUUUUGGCGCAGUUGAAGGGUAGUCCGUUGUCUCCUUCUGAGAAGGGACAGGAGUUCUUGCAGAUUUUCAUUGUCUCCGUCACAGUUGUGGUGGUGGCUGUUCCUGAAGGCUUGCCCCUUGCUGUGACGCUCGCACUCGCAUUCGCCACUACCCGCAUGUUGAAAGACAACAAUCUGGUCCGAGUCUUAAGAGCUUGUGAAACGAUGGGCAACGCCACCACCGUUUGUUCCGACAAAACCGGUACUUUGACAGAAAACAAGAUGACAUUGGUUGCUGCAACUAUUGGAAGCUCUUUACAGUUUGGUCGGCAAACCAUGUCGAAUCACGAUGCCGGUAGCGUCAUUCAUCACGAUAUCAAAGCUGAUGAGAACGCCGACGACAAAUCUGAGGACAAGGAGAUUGUCCCAAGUGGAAGCGCUGAUGAUGCGAUGCCUGCUGCAGACUUUCUCGCCCGACUAAGUGCCACCGUGAAGACUCUACUUGCUCAAUCUAUUGUCAUCAAUUCUACCGCAUUCGAGGGAGAGCAAGACGGACGGCAAACAUUCAUCGGAUCCAAAACUGAAACAGCACUUCUGGAGUUUGCUCGCACACAUCUCGCAGUCGGCCCACUCCAGGAAGCACGAUCAAAUGUCAACGUGGUUCAAGUUGUACCUUUCGACUCGGCAGUCAAGUACAUGGCUUGUGUUGUCAAGCUUGAGAAUGGAUCCUUCCGCGCAUACGCCAAGGGUGCUUCUGAGAUCUUGUUGGCCAAGUGCACCAAGAUCGUCCAGGACCCGUCAAAUGAAUUACUCGGUGAAAGCGCACUGGCUGCUCAGGAUAUUGAAUCGCUGAACCAAAUCAUCUCCACUUAUGCAUCUCGCUCACUCCGAACCAUCGCUCUGCUGUACAAGGACUUCCCAAGCUGGCCACCCGCUGAAGCUGCCAUCCCCGAAGACCCAACUCAGGCAAAUUUCAAUCAAGUCUUCAACGACAUGACUCUCCUCGGUAUAGUCGGCAUCCAAGAUCCUUUGCGCCAAGGUGUCAAGGAAGCAGUCAUUGAUUGCCAGAAUGCCGGUGUCAUCGUCCGAAUGGUCACCGGAGACAAUAUCCAGACUGCCCAAGCCAUUGCCGAAGAGUGCGGUAUUUACACACCAGCCACUGGAGGAGUAGUCAUGGAAGGACCGACAUUCAGAAAAUUAAGUCAAGAGGAUAUGGAUAAGAUGCUACCGAAAUUGCAAGUCCUUGCUCGAUCGAGUCCUGAGGAUAAGCGAAUUUUGGUCAAGAGAUUGAAGGAGCUCGGGGAAACGGUUGCUGUUACAGGUGAUGGAACAAACGAUGCUCCUGCACUUAAGAUGGCUGAUAUUGGGUUCUCUAUGGGUAUUGCUGGAACUGAGGUUGCCAAAGAAGCGUCGUCGAUCAUUAUCAUGGACGAUAGUUUUGCAUCGAUCGUGAAGGCUCUCAUGUGGGGUAGAGCUGUUAAUGAUGCUGUCAAGAAGUUCUUGCAGUUCCAAAUCACCGUAAACAUCACCGCCGUCGUAUUGACAUUCGUCUCCGCUGUUGCCAGUUCAACGGAGGAGUCCGUCCUCAGCGCCGUCCAACUUCUCUGGGUGAACCUCAUCAUGGACACUUUCGCCGCUCUUGCUCUCGCAACCGAUCCUCCAACUCGCAAUAUCUUGAAUCGCAAGCCUGAGAAGAAAUCAGCUCCGUUGAUUACACUCAACAUGUGGAAGAUGAUUAUCGGACAGGCUAUCUUCCAGAUUGUGGUUACUUUCAUCUUGAAUUUUGCUGGCAAGAAGAUUUUCGGAUACGAUUCGCCGAAGGAGGAGAAGGAGUUGAGAACGUUGAUCUUCAAUACUUUCGUUUGGAUGCAGAUUUUCAAUCAGUACAACAAUCGCCGUCUUGACAACAAAUUCAACAUCUUCGAAGGCAUCCAGCACAAUUGGUUCUUCUGCAUCAUCAACGUAAUCAUGAUCGGCGGCCAAGUAAUGAUCGUCUUCGUAGGCGGCGAAGCCUUCAAAGUGACACCCCUCGAUGGCAAACAAUGGGGAAUAUGCAUCGCUCUCGGCGCACUCUCCCUCCCCGUCGCAAUCAUCAUCCGUCUCAUCCCAGACCACUAUAUCGCCAAACUGAUCCCGACAACGAAAUGGAAGAAGAGUCUUGCGCCGGAUAUCUAUGAUACGGAGGAGGCGAAUAUUAAGGCGUUGAGGAGGAGGGGAUCUAGACCGGAGGAGUUGAGCUUUAUUAGGAGUAUUAGGGGUGGGAGAGUGAGUAGUUUGAGACUGAAGAUUGAGGAUAAGAUGCAUGAUAUGCAUAUGCAUGGACAUGUGCAUGGGCAUGGUCAUGGAGAGAAUGAGAAGAAGGUGGUGGAAUAG
Messenger RNA from Cadophora gregata, 3651 nucleotides. RefSeq lists its product as uncharacterized. The record is from RefSeq and is a predicted model, not a curated record. NCBI's taxonomy places the organism in Eukaryota, Fungi, Ascomycota, Leotiomycetes, Helotiales, Ploettnerulaceae. Gene Ontology annotation, cellular component: membrane; intracellular membrane-bounded organelle. Gene Ontology annotation, biological process: intracellular calcium ion homeostasis; calcium ion transmembrane transport. The transcript has 5 exons. The coding region runs from base 1 to 3651 and encodes 1216 amino acids. Gene Ontology annotation, molecular function: ATP binding; ATP hydrolysis activity; P-type calcium transporter activity.